AUGACCACUGCUGAAGACGAUAGCAUUGCAUCCUUCAGUAGUGACUUGGAUUCGGACACUGCUGUACCCGCAGCCAAACAACCACUUCCAACUUUCGCGUCGACGAACAGUCAAAGUCCUCCUUCCACUUGUUGGCAGCAUUAUGAUUCCAAUCGAGCCAGGGAGAGCAGAUACACCACAAGUGCAUCUGAGAAGCCAACGACGCAAACUUCUGUUAACGUCAAGAUCGAGAAUAAUGCAACCUUGCCAAAUCGGACCCAUCUCGAUGAGAACGAACGGCAAUCGCCCACUACUGUAACUCCAAGCAUGAGCCAACUUGACGAUGAUGAUGGUGGUUCUAAUCAUGAUGCUGGUGCCGCAGUAGCAGCAUCCACGACAGUGCCAAUAAGGAUCCAACAGCAUAAUGUCACGGGAGCAUCCGUCCACACUCCUGAAUAUAAUCCAAGUGGCGGCGGCAUGAAGCUGAAUGCAAAGCAAGCACAGGCAGUACAAGCCAUCAAGGACAAGAAGAAUGUUUUCUUGACGGGUCCUGCCGGAACGGGCAAGAGCGUUGUCCUGAGAAAAGUCUUGAAAUACUGUUCCGAAACCUACAGGCCUAACCAAUGGGUGGCGGUGGCCCCAACGGGAGUCACUGCCAUUGCGAUCGGAGGACAAACGAUCCAUUCCUUUGCUGGCAUUGGAAUUCCAAGUGAACAAGAAGACUUCAACAAAGCGUGGCAAGGAGAAAAAAGACAAGCUUGGCGAGAACUCAAAAUCAUGGUGAUGGAAGAGAUUUCCAUGAUUGCUGGAGAAUUCUUGGAUCGUCUCGAUAGCGUGGUGCGGCAAAUAAGAGGUGUAGAUGCACCGUUCGGUGGUAUUCAAGUCUUGAUUUGUGGUGACUUUUUGCAACUUCCACCCAUUGCCGAGUCGAUUGAAAACAUGGCAAAGAUGAGGGAGUUUGUUAACGAUCCUGGGACUGUCCAUGGCAAUCGUGGAUUUGCCUUUCAAAGCUACUUUUGGAAGGAAGCAAACUUGGAAACAAUCCAUUUGACGGAAGUCUUUCGACAGGACAAUCCACAGUUUGUCAAUGUCCUGAGUCGAAUCCGAAGAGGCCUCGUUGGGGAGCCAGCAAAGUCUUUCUUGGCCCAAUGUGCUCGCCCAUUGACUCUUCCAAGCAAAGAUAUUGAACCCACUCGCCUAUACUCCAAGAAUGUGGAUGUGAAUAGAGAGAAUAUGUCCGAGUUGGUGCGCCUUGAUGGAGACACUCAUCAGUUCAAAGCCAUCGACCAUGUCAUCGCAGCAUCUUUUGCCAAGCCAGGAGCAGAAGAAAAGCUCUGGAAUUCCGAAUUCUUUCGACAAACUGUGGCUGAAGACCUUCUGAGAUUGAAGGUUGGGGCCCAGGUAAUGUUGAUUAAAAACGAUACUCUGAAUAGACGAACCCUGGUGAAUGGCUCCCGCGGAGUUGUUGUUGAGUUUACCAACGAGCAACCAGAGCCUCCGUUUAACAUUCCCAUUAGCAUUCCUAAAUCGAAUUCUGAUCAAGCAAGAAAAGAAGGCAUCUACCCAAAGGUCAAAUUCCAAAACGGCGAAACUAGAAUUCUUGGAAUGGCUGAGUUCACUUCAAGAAUAGUGGGAGUCGGACAAUGUAUUCGAAUUGCAGUUCCUUUGAAGCUUGCAUGGGCUAUUACGGUCCACAAGUCGCAGGGAAUGACACUGGACUAUGUCAAAAUUGAUCUUUCUGGUGUAUUUUGUAAAGCUCAAGCCUAUGUUGCGCUCAGUCGAGCCAAAGAUGAAAAGUGCCUGGAGCUGCGAAACUUUUCGUCCCGCUUGGUCAAAGCAGAUGCAUGUGCACUAGCAUUCUAUGAUCAUCCCAACAUUGAGAUAAACAAAUGGGAUCACCGUGAAAAGUGGACCCGAGCAAAAGUGAAAGUUGAAAGUGUCAAUAACGAGCCCCCUUCACAAGAAGAAACGAAGGAAAGUAAGAAUCAAGCAUGGGUUUAG
Molecule: messenger RNA, 1980 nt
Organism: Cylindrotheca closterium
Lineage: Eukaryota; Bacillariophyta; Bacillariophyceae; Bacillariales; Bacillariaceae
Source: the annotation of a GenBank genome assembly